Messenger RNA from Aspergillus calidoustus, 522 nucleotides. The record is from the annotation of a GenBank genome assembly. NCBI's taxonomy places the organism in Eukaryota, Fungi, Ascomycota, Eurotiomycetes, Eurotiales, Aspergillaceae.
AUGCGAUCCUACGCCACUGGGCCUAGCAGCGUCUGUUGUGGCGGCACCUGCAUCUACGACAAUGCUGAAUCUCUAGACUUUACUGUUGUUGACGCGACACAGGCCUACGAUUGCCUCCGGAGCGUUCCUUUCCUCCCAGCCGUUGCUAGCCGACUCAUCCAGUAUAUCAACGACACAAUCCAGUUCCACAGCACUGUCGCCUACCUAGCGAGGCCUCCUUCUGGUUAUCAGCAGCCUGCCGUUGAUCUUGCUUCUGAACUAGGCCAGAUCCAGCGGGAUAUUGACAACAGUGUCUUUGGCAACGAGUAUGACUUUGAGCUUGCCAUAUACACCCUUCUUCAUGCUGCGCAUGACGAUCAUCUGAGCUUGCAAGGAGGGAUACUCUCUGCCUUUUCGUACGGAUCGCCCAUUGAUAUUGUUGCACUAUCUCUAGACGGAAUAUCGUUGCCAAAGGUCUAUAUUGCUAGUAAGAUCCUCCGUCCAGAACGGUCACAGAGAAGGCAGAAGAAAGCUAAGGCAUGA